Molecule: messenger RNA, 15969 nt
Organism: Branchiostoma belcheri (Belcher's lancelet)
Lineage: Eukaryota; Metazoa; Chordata; Leptocardii; Amphioxiformes; Branchiostomatidae
Product: dynein gamma chain, flagellar outer arm-like
Exons: 105
Coding region: 52-15840 (5262 amino acids)
Biological process (GO): microtubule-based movement
Cellular component (GO): dynein complex
Molecular function (GO): ATP binding; dynein intermediate chain binding; ATP hydrolysis activity
Source: RefSeq, a predicted model, not a curated record
AAGUUUAGACAAGUUUUCCCCUCCCUUCCCGCCCGUCCACCACAGAUCACCAUGGACGAGAGGCACUGGUGGAUCGCUACGAAGAUCCAGGAAAGUUUCCACAUCGGUGGCUUCGACAAUCCCACCCUACUGGAGGAUUUUCUUUGCGAACCUCGAACUCUGGAACUCAUCAACCAGUUCCUAAACCCAAAUGGCCCGGCCAAGAUAUUCUGCUGUUGCGACAAACCACAACAAGGGACGCUGUCUACUCGCGAUUUAUUCAUCACGACUUCUCUGGCUAAUCUAAAGGUCAGUGUAGAAAACACCCUGAUCUUGUACUUCCUUCGACUGAACACCAACAAAGAAGUUGACCCCGUACGGAUGGAGAGAGAUAUUUUCUGCGGGGAGUUGAAGCAAAGCGCGGCGGAAAAUUUGACUCUUCUGUUGUCCCACGUCUUCUUGCCGGUUUUGCGGGCUCAGAAAGACUGGGGACAGUGUAGCGACGAGCAGGCGUCACAGUGUGUCCACAACUUGGAGAAAUAUCUCGGGGUUUUGUCUGAAUACGGAGCCUCAACUUCAGCGACGCAACAGUUGUUGAAGAAACCUGAGAUCUUGGUGAGCAGCGACUUCAAGCAGUAUCGAGCCGCUGCGUUUGACGAGACGAUCGUGGGAGAGUACGAGACCCUGGUGUCUGACUGGAUCCUGACCAUAGACAGUAUCCUGGCAGACGGGACUGCUGAGGAGAGAUUGAUGGAUAUGAACGCAGGUCCACUGACGGAGUUGGAAAGAUGGCGUAGGCGACAAAGGACGCUGAACAACAUCACGGAACAACUCAAGAGCAAAGACUGCAAAAACGUCAUCGGCAUCCUUAUCACAGCCAAGUCCAAGCUGCUCAAGAAGUGGAAGACCAUCGACGCAUGUAUCACUGACGCAGCGAAUGAAACCAAAGACAAGGUGAAGUAUCUGGAGUCUGUCCGUAAGCACCUGGAGCAGCUGUACCAUGACAGCACACCUGUUACUGUCCUGAACGUGGCGCUGCCCGGGCUGACCAGCAGUGUGAGACAGAUGGACUCCAUCUCCAGGUUCUACGCACGCAGUGGGUACCUGGGACUGCUCUUCAGUAAGGUGACAAACCAGCUGGUGCAUGUGUGUAAGGAUUACAUCCGAGCAGAGGCCCAGCCACAUGAACAUGAGGACCUGUUGUGGGAGAAAGUACACACAGAAGUACAGGAGGGGCCAGGCCAUAUCACUUCUCCUCAUGGAGGUGCAAAGAAGAAGAAAGGAGCCAAAGACUCGGGGCUGAUUGUACCUGAUGAUGAGAAGCUGUGUGAGAGACUGAACGUGUGUCUGACCCUGUACUCUCACUACAAGGACUCGCUCAGAAGUAUCAGAGAUGGCCUGGGAGGAACCCACGCCCUGUCACACUUUCCGUCCAUGAGUUCGCUGCACUCUCACCGCUCCCACUCCCAGGUGGGCCGCCGCUCCAUCGGGGGUCCGUCUCGCAGCCGCAUGUCCAACCUGCAGCCCAGCGUCUCCUCCAAGAAGGCACCAUCAGUUACAUCCAGCUCCGAUGAGGGCCCCCAUGGGAUCUCCUUCACUGAUGAAGACACCAUCCUUCAGCACCUGGACACAUUCUGCCAGAGGCUCAGACAGUUUCUGGAAGUCAUCGAUACUCUCAAACAGUUCCACAGUCUGAAGGAGAAGUGUCGUGGCCUGCCACGUCCAAGAAGAGAAGACCUGAUAGGGGAAGAUGAAGAUGACAGAGAGAGCAAUGCAGAUGCUAUAUCAGUAGCAAAACCCCCUCCAGACCCCAUGGGACCCCCUGAGAACCCUCCAUCCCCCAUGAAGACCCUCAUGGUGCCCAGCGCCCAUGGGAUGAUGCCUGUGUUGGAGGAGGAAGAGCCAAUGAGCAUGCCCGGCUCCAGAAUGGCGCUGAAUAACGUGGACUCCCCCGGGCACGGACACGAGGCUAGUGAGGCCAUGUCUCUCAACGCUGCUGACGAGAUCCAUGAACUAAACACACAGUCUAGAGCUGUGUCUAAACAAGCCGCUCAUCAUCUGGCUCGUCUCUAUGCUCGACACGAGGGAGAGGAGGAUGGACCCAGCAUCUCACACAUCAUACAGAUGUACCUGGAGCAGAUGACAGACAACUUCGCUCAGGUGGUCAGCACUGGAGUUCUACUGGACGUGGAGGGCAAAGACAAGGACAGGUUUGAGGAGGCCCACCAACAGUUCCAGGAGACUGCCCAGCUGUUAGACUCCAUGAUGUGUGCGUACCUACAGGCCAUCUUCCAGAGGAAGAUGCAGACUAACGAAUGUAUCAACAUCUUGCAGAGGUUUUCCCCAGUUGGAGCCCGUCAGGGAAUCCGAGCCACCAUAGCUGAGAAAUACGUGGAGACUUUCCAGCACUACGAACUUGACCUGGAGCAUGUUCAGCAGAUGUACGAACGAGAAAAGGAGGAUCCCCCCAUUCCCAGGAAUGCUCCCCCUGUAGCAGGGUCCAUUUUCUGGUGUCGGAAGUUACUGACGGCCAUCGAGGAUCCAAUGAAAGUGUUCCGGGAUACCAAGGCCAUCACUCAUCUCAAGGACUUCCAGAGAGUGGUCAAACUGUACAACAGGAUCGCUACCACACUGGUGACGUUUGAGACACUGUGGCUGCAGCAGUGGAAAGCCUACAUUGACGGAGCCAAGAACGGACUGAAGGCCAUGCUGCUGGUGCACCAUCCACAGACAGGGGAGAUCCUGGUUAACGCUGAUGAAAGAAUUCUGCAGCUGAUCCAGGAGUCCAGGUGGAUGGUCAGGCUGGGCAUCCCCAUGCCUGAAUCUGUGCAGGACAUCGUAGCACAGGAACAUCGGUUCAAGAGCUACAAGAUGCACCUGGAGCAGUGUCUGCAUGAGUACAGGGAGGUGUGUGCUAAGAUCCCCCCACCCAUGAAGCAGCUGUUCCUGGUCCACACAGAGGCAACUCUGCACUUCUUCCAGCCUGGCCUCACCACUCUGACCUGGAACAGUAUGAACAUCGAUGCCUUCCUACACACUGUUCACUCUGCCAUUGCUCGGUUGGACGGCAUAGUCCAGCAUGUCAUCAACAUUGUAGAGGAGAAGGUGCAGGGCACAGUCGACAUUGUCAGCAGUAUGGUGCUGUUUGACAUGGAGCUAGCAUUCAGCAAAGCCUGGCCCCCUGGUGAGUUUGGAGAAGCCAUACUACAGAGUGUAGAAGAGAAGGGACAGGAACUGCUGGACUUUGUGAAUGAAGUGGAGAGCGCCAUCUUUGAGAUUGUCUCCUUCCUCAUGUCCAACAAGGUUGGCUCCCCUUCCCAGUCUCCCAUAGAGUCGCGUGUGUCCACGGCACCUUCCCAUCGCCCGGGGCGGGGCAGUAAGGCGGCCAGUCACCGUGACACGCCCAUGACCCUGCAGACGCUGAGCGAGGUGACCGAGGAUCUGGUGGUCAACGAACUACUAGAGCACUACUGUCAGAAGGUUUACGACGCUGUCCUGUCUGCCACAUCGCGCUCGCUGGCAGCGCUGGCGGAGGCAUCAGGCUGUGAGGGGGAGAGUCUGCAGCAGACCCUGGCCAGGGGAAGUCCCCGCAGCACGCCCAGCCGCACCAGCACAGGAGUUUCCUCACGAUCAGGACUCUCCAUGUCAUGGACCAGUCCUGAGGCAGAGGAGGUCACCUUCCUCAGGUUUGAAGUGGUGGUGAAGUUCAACAUCCCCAACACAGUCAUCGAACCCCCGCUGGCAGCUGCACAGGAAGCUGUCAAUCAAGUAGCCAGUGCCAUCAUGGACAUCUCCAACGGUAUAAACUGGUGGACCAGUGAAGGCAGUGAGACAUUCCACGCCACCAUCUCGGAAGAGCCAUACCUCAAUGACCUCAUGCACCAACUCUUCUCUGUCAUCGAAAAUCUGCAGAAGGCGGUGGACCGUCACAUCUUCCACUUCAAGCUGUACGACUUCCUGUGGAAGGACGACAUGCACACACAGUUCUACGAGUUCAUCUCUGCUGACCCUGGAACCAGAGCUAUCAAGAGAGAGGUUGAGAGGCUGUUGAACAUAGAGCAGAAGGUACUGGACAUCCCCCUAGUCCUGCCUGUUGGUCCCAUCUGUUUGCUGACCUGCCCUAUCAGAGAUGCCCUGCAUGGAUUCAGUAUAGCCUGGAAAACCAAGUAUGCUCAAGUGCUGCAUGAGGAUGCAAAGAAAAUGCUAGACACCGCCAUCCUGUACCGGUCCAAUGUUCUGAACCGCCUGUCGCUGGACGUGAAGACCCUGGACCAGCUGAACUCUGCCCUGAACCUGCUACAGGAGCUACAGGACAUGGAGAACAAGAUAGACGACAUCUACCUGCCCAUAGAAACCAUGUAUGAAAACCUCAGGGAGUACAAGCUGAGGCUACCCAGGAAUGAGGUACAGGAGGUGGAACAGUUGAGAGAGAAAUGGCAGGAACUGAUCGAGCUGUCUGAACAGGUUCGAUAUAAGCUGCUGAAAGAACAAAGAGGAGCAUUUGAGCAGGAGCUGGACAAACAAGUCAAGAACUUUGUAGUUGAGGUGAUCCAGUUCAGGAACAGUUUUGACGCCCAGGGUCCGGCCGUGCCCGGGGUACGGCCAGAAGAAGCCGUGAUGCGACUGCGGGACUUCCAGGAGAGGUUUGCGCUGUACGACGCCAAACGCCGGACACUGGACUCCGUGUCCCGCCUGUUUGGUAUCGUGCCCAAACCUUUCCCAGAGUUGGACAAAACAGGAGAGGAACUGGACCUGCUGGGUCUACUGUAUGGACUGUUCCAGAAGUUCAUUGCUUUUGACAACAUCUUCAGAGAACGACUUUGGGCAGAAGUGGACCUGGAACAGGCUAACAAGGAGGUGGAGGAGUAUUGGGAGGAAUGUUUGGCCCUACCAGACAAGCUGAAGGACUGGGAGGCUUAUCAAGAGAUGAAAAACUCCAUCAAAAUCUACCUGGAUGUUUUCCCACUCCUGCACAGGCUGGCUACCAAGGAAAUCCGUAACCGCCACUGGCUGCAGGUCAUGUCUGUAACAGGUAGCUCCUUCCCACUGGAGGCACAGGCCUUCAAACUCUACCAUCUGUUGGACAUUGGGCUCAUACAGCAUCAUGAUGAGAUCCAUGAAAUCUGUAAGGCUGCCAGCAUUGAACUAGAACUGGAGAUCAAGAUGAGGACUAUCGAGGAAGAGUGGACUGAACAGGUCCUGACCUUUGAACCCUAUAAGAAGCGUGGAGCCAUCUACCUGGCGAAGGACGAGUCGGAGCGACUGUUGGAGCAGCUGGAGGAUGCCCAGGCCCUGCUGGCCACCAUGCUCACAUCCAAACACAUCGGGCCGCUCAGGGAGGAGGCAGCCUCAUGGGCCGAGAAACUCAAGGGUGUGAGUGAGGUCCUUGAGACAUGGCUGGAGGUGCAGGACCUGUGGCAGUACCUGGAGGCUGUGUUCAGUAACAGUGCCGCAGCCAAGGAACUCCCACAGGAGGCCAAGAGGUUCAUCCGCAUCGACAAGAGCUGGAUCAAACUCAUGAGGAAAACCUACGACACCAGAAAUGUGCUACAGUGUUGUUACGGAGGUGAGAUUCCGAAGGGUGUCGUGCUGCGACACUUCCGUGAGGAUCUGGAGGUGUGUUUCAAGUCUCUGACGUCGUACCUGGACAACAAGAGGAAGGCGUUCCCCCGGUUCUUCUUCCUGUCUGACCCUGUCCUGCUGUCCAUGCUGAGCCGGCCGUACGACCUGGAGUCUGUCAGACCUCAUUUGAAGUCUAUAUUCAGCUAUGUAAGUGAUGUAAAACUGGAGAAGACUGAAGACACGCUGAGUUCUAUCGGAGAGAAGACUCCUGUCCCUUCCUUCGCGGACUACAGACGUCCCGGGGCUGCCCCGGUCCCCCGGGCAGGGGCCACCACCCCGCGGGGCCUUAACCUACCCCCCGUGGAGAGGUUUCCUGGACCCAUGUCGUCUGAAGCCUUUAAAAGAUCGGAGCGCUCAGGCAGUAUCCAUCUAUCUGAGAGUAACGUUGAUGAGACCAGUGAGCUGUGGCAGGCCGCUACAGUCGUGUCUCCUGAGGGAGAACAGUUGGAGCUGGACGAAGAGGUGACUCUGACAGAUGGAGUGGAGACGUGGCUACAGAGCCUCCAUCAGUCCAUCCACAGAACCAUCGCCAAAAGCAUCUCACGGAUUGUACGGGACAUCGGGUUAGGAGUGGCCAUGGAGGAGUGGGCAUUCAAGUACCCAGCCCAAGUAGCUCGCCUGGGUCUCCUGUACUACUGGACGAAGGAGUGCGAGCUCGCCGUGUCGGAGCUGAAGUAUGAACGUAAGGCCAUCCCCAACGCAAGCAAGAAGUUCAGCACAGUCAUCAACCGUCUGCCCACCUGCCUGACCAGGGGAGCCUGGAAGGGCCUGGACGAACCUUUCCUACCCAUACACAAACUCAGGCUGCAGAACAUGAUCACUUACUCUCUGUACCUGAGGGACACCCUGGAGAGUCUGGGAAACAGAAAACUGAGAGAUGUGACCGACUUUGAGUGGAGGAGGAACAUCCGCUUCUACAUGCACGAAUCAGGAGAAGGUUCAGGGAACCACCAGCUGUGCAUCCUGGAUGGCCGUUAUGAGUACGGGUGUGAGUUUCUGGGUGGACACCUGCCGCUGGCCAUGACUGCACUGACUGAGAGAUGCUUCCUCACUAUGUCACAGGCCCUGACCCAGUUGAAAGGCAGUGCAGUGGUUGGUGGAACAGGAGUUGGCAAGACUGAGACAGUCAAGGGUUUGGCGUACCUCCUGGGCAGGUACAUGGCCGUGUUUGCCUGUCUGCCACAGAUGGACACUGCUGCACUGGGCAAGAUCAUCCAGGGACUGGCAGCUGAUGGCAGUUGGGGCCUGUUUGAUAACUUCCAUAACCUGAACCGCUCGGGUGUGGGAGUCCUGUUGGAGCAUGCCCAGAGCAUCUACACUGCACUCAGGGCCAAUAAGAGCACCUGUCAUCUGGCUGAUGGACAAGAGGUGCCAGUCGACCCAUAUGUUGCGACCUUCAUCACCAUCAACAAGGACGUGUCGCGUGGGUUCCAGCUGCCGCAGGAGAUCCGUGCCCUGUACCGUAACGUCUCGCUGGUGCUGCCCGACCUGGGCCUCAUCCUCCGCGGGAAAGUUGCAGGGCUGGGCUUCAAGUCUCCCAAGGUUCUGGCAGACAGACUCAAACUGAUGGCUGACCUGUGCAGGGAUCAACUGCCUAAGGAACACCAUCACCACUUCAGCCUGGCAGCUCUGACUGGUGUUAUCAGCCAUGCCUACAAGAAGAAGAAGAACCUGAAAGAGGAGAAACAGGCGGCCAUGGAGACCAUGUCACAAAUCUCACGCUCCAACAGUGUCAUCUCAGUGGCUAUCGGAUCCCAGGCUGGCUUCAGCCAGACAAGCCCCAUAGCUACCACCCCGCCCCAACGGCAGGCAUCAGCAGGUCUCAGUGAUCCCAGUCCCAUGAGUCCGUCUCCCAGUAUCAACGUGAAGAUUGGUGAACGCACCAGGAAGGCAGGGAACCCCAACAUGCUCACCCCUGCUGCCAAAGUGGAACAUUCCAUGGUGUCAGAUGCCCUUCAGGAAUGCAUUGCACCAAGGCUGAGGGGGCAGGACUUGGUGACCUUCACCGGUAUCCUGAAGGACACGUUUGCAGGCCUGCCUGACACGGAGCUGACCCGACAGUUCAGCCUGGGGGUGGAGCCUGCCAUGGUACAGAAGGCCCAGGAGAAGGGACUGAUACCGCACGUACCCUGGAUCAGCAAGUGUAUGAGUCUGUAUGCACUGUCACAGGUCCACAAAGGUAUCAUAGUUGCUGGCUCGCCUGCCUCGGGCAAGUCGUCCUGUAUCGCCACCCUAGUGGAGGCUCUGUCCUCCAUCUCCGCCCCCACCCCCAGCACACACAGCCACGGGAAGUCUGCCAUGGGCACGUCACACAAGCUGCUGCGCCUCAACCCGCUGGUCGUCGAUGACUACGGGCUGGUGUUUGGCCACCUGAACCAGAAUCAUGACUGGGUGGACGGGAUCUUCACACACGCAUGGAAGAAGGCCUGCAGGAACAAGAGCACCACCUGGCUGUGUUUGGAUGGACCACUCAAUGCUGGCUGGGCUGACAACUUCAGCAGUGUUCUGGACAAUGACAACACCUUCCAUCUUCCAAACGGAGACCGACUGCCUCUGUCAGAUAAUGUCCGACUUCUCUUUGAGACAACUGAGCUGAAGUUCGCGUCCCCUGCUACCAUCUCCAGGGCUAACCUCCAGAGGGCUUUCAACAAGACAUUGGAUGCAGUUUCCAACUUUGUCAUCAAUGAAGCAAAGACCAAGGUGCCGGUGUGUGAGGUGGGGAUGUUCCAGAACUGUCUGAACCUGCUGAAGGCCAUGUUGGACGACAAUGUUGAGAUCGGCGGGGAGCUUCACGUGGAGAGGCUGUACCUGUUCUGCCUUAUAUGGACGUUUGGAGGGCUGCUGCAGGGAACUGACAGACAGGCCUUCAGUAACCUUCUCACCAGCCUCACAUCAGCGUUGCCAGACUAUGACCAUGAGAUCUCUGUGUUUGACUACUAUGUAGAUGAGUCAGGAGAAUGGGACCCAUGGACAUCAAGGGUACAAGAGGAUACCUACCCCGACAAUGCCAACAUUUCUGGAGAGGUGUUUGUGGAGACCGUUGAUACAAUCCGUUGCCAGGUGCUGAUGGACUAUGCCCUGUCCUCAGGACAGAAUGUCCUCCUGGUGGGGCCACCAGGGUCGGGAAAGACUUCCCUCAUUAACGACCUCAUUGACACCCAAGACCCUGCCACACACAUAGUGAAGAGACUGGUGUGGUCGUCUGCCUCUCAAGCCUCACAACUGCAGACAUUUGUGGAGGCCAACAUCCAUCACAGACAAGGGUUUGUCUAUGGAGCAAAGGACUACAAAGGCUUCCAGAUAUUCAUUGAUGACAUCAACAUGCCUGCAAGGGAUGAGUUUGGGGUGCAGAGGGUGAAUGAGAAUCUAAGAGAACUCCUGGACCACCACAUCUUACUGAAGCUGCAGAAGCCGUUUGAAUGGCGGACUGUGGAGGGUCUGUCUGUGCUGGCUGCACUCACGCUGCACGAGUACCCUUCUACAUCCACACAGCUGCUGUCUGAGAGACUCAUCAGACACUUCUCUGUGAUUCAUCUACCAGCACCACAAGGACAGGACCUGGAGAGUGUGGUCAACUCCAUGCUUGAGGCCAACAUGAGUUUUGACGGCCAAGGUUUAGACACAGAGCUGCACACCAGUCUGACAGCAGCAUCCUGUGAGUUACUGACAAGUGUUCAGGACGUCCUGAGGCCAUCACCCAUGCCUGGCAGACAGCACUACAUGUUCACUCUCAGGAACAUCGCCAAGGCCUUCCAGUGUAUGAAGCGUCUGACGUCAGAGAGCCGUGCAGAUGAGAAGAUGGUGGUGGGACUGUGGAGACACGAGGUCUGGCACAUCAUGGAGAACUCCAUCUGUAGGAAGUCUGACCAGAACUGGUUCAACCACAACCUCCAGGAAAUACUCAAGAAGCAUUUUCCAGACAUUGAAGAGGAGACCCUCCCUCCCCACUUUGUGACUUUCCCUAUUGAUGGCCGGGCCUACCAGCGACCUGUCACCACCAUGUCUACAGACAAGAAAAUAAGGGUGGCGCUGCAGCCCAUUGUCAGCAUGAAGGAGGUACAGGAGACGCUAGCCUCCCAUCUGGUGUCCUACAACGAGCGGUUCCGUAACGAGCAGCUGGACGUGCUGCUGUGUGAAUACGUGUUCCAGCACAUCGCUCGCGUGCACAGGGUCCUCAGCUUCCAGAAUGGGGGUAACCUGCUGAUGAUUGGAGCCAUUGGUAGCCAUCUGGUUACCAUGGUGAAGCUCGCCCUCCACAUCGCUGACGUGGACAUGUACCACGUGGACUGUUCGCGUGCAAACACGUUCUUUGACGGCCUGCGGUCAGCAGUCAGAAUGACGGGCAGUGAGGGGAAGAUGUUGACGCUUCUCUUUACAGCCAAAGACCUUCAUGAUGAAUCCUACCUGGAUGCGAUCAACAGUCUGCUGGUGUGUGGGGAGUACCCACCACUCUUCAGUAAUGAUGAACUGGAGGGGUUACUACAGGUGCUUGGUCCAGUCAUGAAGAAGGCAUACGCACACCUCAUGUCCAACCCUAUGAAGUUCUUUGUGUCUCGAGUCAAGUCCAACUUGAAGAUCGUCAUCUGUCUACCGCCCAAGCACUGGUUACUCCGGGUAGCUGCCAGCCAGUACCCAGGCCUGCUGACCAGUUGCCAGGUGAACUGGGUGUGUGCCUGGACACAGGAGUGUCUGCUGGACAAGGCAAACUACUUCGUGGAGAAGUACAACCUGGUGGCUGAUAAUCCAGAGAUGAGGGACAAGCUGGUGACAGUGAUGGCAAACAUCCACAGCUACGUCCUGCAGGACUGUCGACAGAUCCCCUGGGCAGGUAACGUGGAGGAGACAGUCAGUCUCACCAUGUGUAAACGGGACAACAAGAAGGACCAGUACAAGACACAGAUCAUGGAGCUGCCCAACCUGCCAUAUUCCAAGUCCAUCAUGCAUGAAAGGAUCCUGCUGCAGCACAAGGGUGUUGGUAAGGUCAGCCACCGCAGUAUCCCCAUGGGUCCCACCCUCUACAGACGCUUCAUGGAGUGUUUCCUUUACGUUCUAUCCACCAAGACGGCACAGCAGAACGCUAACAUCACAAGGCUCAAGAAAGCCCUGUCCACCCUGUCCCAGACCAGGGAAGAUGCCAAGCUGAUGGAGGAGAAGAUCAAGGUUGUGCAGGCUGACUAUGAGGAGGCUCAGAAGAAGACUGCUGGGCUGCUCAGGCAGCUGACAGGAAAGGCCACCACCCUGGAGAAGCUGAAGGCCCAGCUGGGAGGAGAGGGGAGUCUGGGGGCUUACCUACAGCUGAACGAGGUGUCCAGUGAAGACGAGGAGGAAGAUGAUCUGCUCAAACAAGAUGACAUAGGGGAGGACAGUGAUGCUAUAGAGAUGCUGAUGGCAUCGUACAUACGGUCCACUCGGGUUAUGGAGGAGUACAGCACCAUCAAGCACAGACAGUUCCGCGCCCACUGGAAGUCUCACGACAGAGAUGAGUAUGAUGAUGAGUUUGAUCGGAUGCGGAAGGAGAACAUGAAGUCCAGGAAACUGCAGGUUGUGGAGGAACUUGCUGCUGCCAAGAAGGCGGUGGAGGAUGCUAAGAAAGCCUUGGAGGGGUCCAGGAAGAAGGUGUUACAGUGGCGUGACAGCGUAAGCCGACAGUGCGUGGAACGGAUCCGAGCCUUCCAGAACCCUCCCGUCCUCGUGGCACUGGUCAUGGACAUGAUGAUGACCCUGCUGGGUCGUCGGAAGAUACCAAAACAAGACACGGGGGAGGAGAAGGAAGGGAAGAACUCACAGACUGACAGGACAUCAAGUGCCUCUAGUCUGUCCUUCAAACCUCUAGUGAAGCGAGAAACUAAGAGGCAGAUGGAUUCUUCACGACGUGGUUCCACUGGUACCAAAGAUGGUGAUAAGGUCGACCGUAAUGAGUGGAAGAAGCUCCAACAUGCCAUGAGUGACUCUGUCAAGUUUGUAGAGAUGGUUCACCGCGUGCCGUGGCAAGAUGGCCUUCACCCUGACGUACUAGCAGCUGUGCAGGGUUACCUUGCAUCAGGGAAGAAUGGAGAUGCAGGUCCUACAGGAGAAGGCAGUCUGCUGGAGGCUGGUAUGAGUGCCUCAACCUUAGUGUCCCCCCGUCGGUCCGGAGGUGCGUCUCCCCCAGGUCUUACCAUCGCAGGUGUGCGGUACAGUUCUGAGGACGCAGCAGUCCUACUGCAGUACACAAUUGCUAUUGUGGAGUACACCCAGCUGUGUGGACCCCUGCAGAUAGCCAAGGAACGGCUACAGAACCUGCAGGAUGAGAUAGAGGAGUCAGAGAGGCUGGAGAAGGAGCAGGAAGUAGAGGAGCCUGAGGACCCCCAGAUCAGCCUGUUGGACCAUGUAGAGGAGGAGGAGGAAGAGUUAGGACCUAACGACCUGCCCAUUGUCCAGGGGGAGGUGGACAGGCUGCAGGAGGAGUUUGAUGAAGCAGUCAUGGAGAAACACAGGCUGGAGAACGAGCUGCACAACUGUCAUGAGAGACUCAGGGCUGCCACAGAGACUAUCAAAAGCUUGCGUGAGCAGGAGUUGCUAUGGCAACAGUCAGUAGAGGAGAACUCGUCCAAUGACCUGCUCCUGUCCAACUGUAUCGCAGCAUCUGCCUUCCUGACAUACUGUGGUCCCAUGAGCCUGGAUGGCAGGAACAGUAUGUAUGAGUUCUUCCUACAUGUGUGUGAGCACUACGGCCUGCCCAUUCCCAACAAGAUGCUGUACAGGGACAUCCCACUUGUCAACUUCCUCUACACUGAUGUCCAAAUCAAGCAGCUGGAACUGCAGGGCCUGCCCACCAACCCUGUGGCGUUGGACUCGUCUUGUUUUGUGACGGAGACCCUGAGUAACAACUCCUGGGUGCUGCUGUGUGACCCCACCAGUCGAGCCAUCCCCUGGCUCAUCGACUAUCUGAAGGAUGGAUUCAUCAUUGCUAAAUACCAUGACCUGAAGUCCCAGUUAGAGACCUGCCUGACGGAGGGCCUGUUCCUCAUCCUGACUGACAUUGACCUUCAUCUGCUGGCCAAGGACAACCGCUUCAACCACGUGUUCCGCAGGCGCAUGUCCUUCCUGACUGGAAAGGCUCCCUUCAAAAUCAUUGUUGGUAGCCAUGAGGUGGAGUGCCGCCCCGGGUUCAGACUGUACAUGCACACCACCUGCAUGCCUCAUGAGGUGCCAGACGAGGUUGCCGCCUACACCAGCAUGGUCAACUUCUUCCAGGACCGGUCAGGCAUCGAGGCCGAGCUGCUGGACAGGUUCAUACGGCUGGAGAAGACCAGGGUCCAGGACGAGAGGACAAACCUGGCUCAGGAGAAGAUAGCUAACAUGGAGAGGUUGGCCCUGCUGGAAGACCAGAUGUUAAACCUCCUGGCCAGUGACACACGGCUACUCAACAACCUGGCUGUCACCAAGAAACUGGCAGACAUGAAGAAACAGUUUGAUGAGACUCAAGACUCGCAGCAGAAGAUUGAGGUAUCAGAAGCUGCGAUCAGGAGGAACUGUGAACAGUUCCGUACCAUCGCCACUAGAGCUGCUGUCCUGUUCGAUGCCUCCCGACACAUGAGGGAGGUCAACUCCUGCUACCAGAUCAGCUUCGACCAGUUCCUCGCUGUGUUCGAUGCUGCCAUCAAGCAUUCUGAAAGAGCCUCAACAGACACUGUGGUUGACCGGCUGACCUACUCUGCCUACAUGACCACAGCACGCUCCCUGUUUGAGAGGGACAAGCUUCUGUUUGCACUGCUGGUGUCCAUGGAGCUUGAGGACUCAGAAGGCAGACUGGGGCCAGGUGAGAGGGAGUUCAUCAUCUCUCCGACCUUCGCUUCAACUGUCAUGUCGACCAUGGGGUACGGUGUUGGCUCUGAUGCCCGCGCUAAUGCCAGGAAGCCAUUUGAUUGGAUGCUGGACGACCAAUACCAUAACCUUCAAGUCCUGGCAGUAUACUACCAGUGGUUUCAAGACGCCUUUGACAAACUACCAAAAGACGGCCGUGAGAUGCCGUGGAGGACACUCUGUGAGAACGACAAGCCAGAACUGGCCGCCCUGCCAGACAAGAUGGAUGACUACUACACACCCAUGCAGCGCUACUGUGUCAUUCGGGCCCUAAGAAGCGACCGCAUCAUGCAUGCCAGCUCCAACUUUGUGUCCAAGGUUUUGGGUAAAAAGUAUUCAGGGGAGAUCCCACUGGACCUGCCAGGUGUGCUGAGACAGUCCACCCCGCAGACUCCCAUCAUCCUCCUGUACACCUCGGAGAGUGACCUGGCGGAGACGUUGUUCACGGAGUUCGCCGCCAAGAAGCAGGAGGCGUGUCAGGUGGUGUACCUGAGCAGCGGCAGUCCGCAGGAGGAGAGGAGGGUCCGCAGGGCCAUGGCAAAGGCUGCAGAAGAGGGUCAUUGGCUGCUGUUGCACAAUGCCCACAAUGCCCUGCACUUCCUGCAAACCCUGGACACCACCUUGCAGGAGAAGAAGCUGCCCUCUGACUCCAACUUCCGCCUGUGGGUGUCGGCCCAGCCCCACCCUAAACUCCCCAUCCACCUGCUGCAACAUGCCAUCAAAGUGGUGGUGGACACUCCCAUGAUGAUGAGGGACCACAUGGUGAGGUCCAUGCAGUGGAUCGAGCCAGAGACUCUGAAGACCAGCACACGCCCUGAGUGGCCUGCCGUCCUACAUAACCUGUUCAUGGUGCACGGAGCUCUGCGCCUCAGGGCCAGGUUUGGCAGGGGAGGUUGGAACAGGCCAGGGGACAUGAUCUUUGGCAACAAUGAACUUCAGGAGGGCCUGAGGCUGGUGUUAGAUGAGUUCAGUGACACCACUUCUACUGACAUGCCUGGUACACCUGGGAAAGGCAUCGCAUGGACUGCACUCAGAUACAUGCUGACAGAGGUAAUCUACGGCAGCUAUGUGAGUGAUGAGUAUGACCAGCAGACCCUGUCAGCCAUGGUGGACUACUGGAUGGGACCCAACGCAAUGAAGAAGGAGUUUGAAGUCCCCAGAUUGAAACACAAGAUCCCUGCUGCCUUCUUUGCCAACUACAUCCGGUACAACUCCCUGGUGCAGGCUCUGGAACAGAUCCCCAACUUCUUCCUGGACGUGCCUGAAGCCUGCAACAUGCACUCAUUCACUGAGACCCUACUGGGGGAUGACCAGUAUAUCUUCACCAGACUCAACAGUGUGUAUGACAUCAUGCCAUCCUCCCCCACCCUCAGUCAUGUGGUAUCUCCCAGACCCCCCACUCCAUAUGCAGGUCCCCCCCUGACGACCAUCAGUGCGACCAGUAGCCUCCCCCUGGUGGUGAAUCGGGGGGUGUUUGCCACCCAGACUUACGCUGCACUGAAGAACAGGAAGGAGCAGGAGCUGUACGAACUCUCCACCACUCUGCUCACUAAAGUACCCAGGGCAUGGGGAAAGGAGUACAUUGCAGACCGUAUCAAGAAACUGGGAGGAGCUACAGCCUUCAACGUGUUCAUCCAAAGAGAGGUAGAAGCACUGAUGAAGCUCAUUGGUGAAGUUCGCAGGUCACUCAAUGCCAUCAAGUCAGCAGCUGACACGGUUGAAGGCCUCCCCCUGGGUGACCAGUUGUCGGAGGAUUACCUGACGGUGGCGGAUGACCUGUACCACUACCGUACGCCCGAGCUGUGGUGUCGUCUGGGCGGGGACGCCGUCCCACCGCCAACAUGGAACCCUGCUCAAUGGCUGACUGACCUCACCAACAGACACGCUCACUUUGAGAAGCUCUUGUCUCAAGGGAGAGAGAAGUUCCCUGCCUACUGGCCAGGAGCGUUUUUCCAGCCCCGUGCCCUGUUUGGCCUGCUCAAGUCUGAGUCAGUCAAGAACUUCACAGACAAGUAUGGAUAUGUGGAGCCUCUCAUGUUCCAGACUGAGAUCACUGCAAGGGACAAGGAUCAUCUGAGAGAUCCCCCCAACGAGGGCAUGUUUGUAUUUGGGCUGUACCUGUGGGGCUGUACGUGGGAGAAGACCACCAGUGAGCUCCUGGACACGCCGCCCAAGUCCGGCCCCUCCACCCUCCCCGUCAUCCACGUCACGUGCGUCCCGCAGUCCGACAAACUCACCGACCCCGUCAAGGCGGCGGAGACGUACCAGUGCCCGUGUUACAUCUCCCGUACCAACUGCAGGGAGCCGGUUCUCACGCUGGACGUGCGUCAUGAUGGCAUCACUGCUACUCGUUGGUCUCUGCGGGGGCUGGCGGGAACGCUCAGACCUUUCUAGCGCCCCCUAUCUGUGGCUUUAUGCUAAUGCAGAGCAACAUGGCAGUUUUGUCAAUAUAACGCACUUCCAGCAUGGGAACGCAAAGAUUUUAAACAUUCUAAAUUUACAUUCAGUAAUAUCAGCCAAACU